Molecule: messenger RNA, 4734 nt
Organism: Leptonychotes weddellii (Weddell seal)
Lineage: Eukaryota; Metazoa; Chordata; Mammalia; Carnivora; Phocidae
Gene: KBTBD8
Product: kelch repeat and BTB domain containing 8
Biological process (GO): neural crest cell development
Molecular function (GO): protein binding
Source: RefSeq, a predicted model, not a curated record
GGGAGCGAGAGAAGCGAAAUGACAUUUCCUCUUUAAAUAGCUGGAGCCGGGGCCCCGUGGAGAAAUGGCCGCGUCGGCAGAUUUAAGUAAGUCUUCCCCAACACCGAAUGGGAUUCCAUCUUCAGACACAGCCAACGAUGCCAUGGACCCCUUGCAUGCGUGCAGUGUUCUUAAGCAACUCAAAACAAUGUACGAUGAAGGACAGUUGACAGACAUUGUAGUGGAAGUGGAUCACGGGAAAACAUUUUCCUGUCAUAGAAACGUUCUUGCAGCAAUCAGCCCUUACUUCAGAUCCAUGUUCACUAGCGGCCUUACAGAAAGUACUCAAAAAGAAGUUCGAAUAGUUGGUGUUGAAGCUGAAUCAAUGGAUUUAGUGUUGAACUAUGCCUACACCUCCAGAGUGGUUCUGACAGAGGCCAAUGUUCAAGCCUUGUUCACUGCAGCUAGCAUCUUCCAGAUUCCUUCCAUCCAAGACCAAUGUGCUAAGUACAUGAUCAGUCAUUUAGACCCACAGAAUUCUAUUGGGGUCUUCAUCUUUGCUGAUCAUUAUGGUCAUCAGGAACUCGGAGAUCGAUCAAAAGAAUACAUUCGUAAAAAGUUCCUGUGUGUCACCAAAGAACAAGAGUUUCUCCAGUUGACAAAAGAUCAACUGAUAAGUAUCCUAGACAGUGAUGAUUUAAAUGUAGCCCGAGAAGAGCAUGUUUAUGAAAGCAUCGUAAGGUGGUUUGAACAUGAACAGAAUGAAAGAGAAGCGCAUCUUCCAGAAAUUUUUGCCAAAUGCAUACGUUUUCCUCUGAUGGAAGAUGCCUUUAUAGAGAAAAUUCCACCUCAGUUUGCACAGGCUAUAGCCAAAAGCUAUGUAGAAAAGGGCCCAUCCAAUACCAAUGGCUGCACACAGAGACUUGGAAUGACUGCAUCUGAAAUGAUCAUAUGUUUUGAUGCUGCCCACAAACACUCAGGAAAGAAGCAAACAGUGCCUUGUCUAGAUAUAGUCACAGGAAGAGUGUUUAAGCUAUGCAAACCACCAAAUGAUCUAAGAGAAGUUGGGAUUCUUGUAUCACCAGAUAAUGACAUUUACAUUGCAGGAGGGUACCGGCCCAGCAGCAGCGAGGUCUCCAUCGACCAUAAGGCAGAAAAUGAUUUCUGGAUGUAUGACCAUUCCACCAAUAGGUGGCUUUCCAAACCCCCCUUGCUGCGAGCCAGAAUAGGCUGCAAACUGGUGUAUUGCUGUGGUAAGAUGUAUGCAAUUGGAGGUCGUGUUUAUGAAGGUGACGGGAGAAACUCACUGAAAUCCGUGGAGUGCUAUGACAGCAGAGAGAAUUGCUGGACCAGCGUCUGCGCAAUGCCUGUUGCAAUGGAGUUUCAUAACGCUGUGGAGUACAAAGAGAAGAUCUAUGUUUUACAGGGAGAAUUUUUCCUCUUCUAUGAGCCUCAAAAAGACUACUGGGGUUUUUUAACCCCCAUGACUGUGCCUAGAAUCCAGGGCUUAGCAGCUGUAUACAAGGACUCUAUCUACUACAUAGCUGGAACCUGUGGAAAUCAUCAACGUAUGUUUACUGUAGAAGCCUAUGAUAUUGAGCUAAAUAAAUGGACUCGGAAGAAGGACUUUCCAUGUGAUGAGUCCAUAAAUCCGUACCUUAAACUGGUACUUUUCCAGAAUAAACUGCAUUUAUUUGUUCGAGCUACUCAAGUGACCGUUGAAGAACAUGUCUUCAGAACCAGCAGGAAAAAUUCCCUUUACCAAUAUGAUGACAUCACUGACCAAUGGAUGAAAGUAUACGAGACCCCAGACAGGCUCUGGGACCUUGGCCGGCAUUUUGAAUGUGCUGUUGCUAAACUCUAUCCUCAGUGUCUUCAGAAAGUACUUUAAUGAGUAGCAGGCCUUAGUGAGCUCACUGGCAUCUUGUGCUUGGGGAAACUUAAGUCUUUCAUGAUCCAAGAAGUGCUGUCAGUAUUUAAGAAGCUGAGAGAGUUUGUACAUGGCAAUGGGUGCUCUUAAAGAUUACGGUGUAGGGAGUGAUUUCUUUUCAUCCUUGUGAUGUUUUCAUUUCAUUAAGCAAAAGGUAACAAAGUGCAAUUAUCAGCCUUUUUUUUUUCUGGUAUAAAAGUAAUCAUUUUCAUUCUAGAAUUUUGUGAUAAUUCAUCACUGAGAUACCAGAUGAAUCAACAACUAUGCACUCUUAUAAGAGCAGUUAGGGUAUUAUGGUUAGAGACAUCCAAACUAGUCUGAUGUGACUUUUUAUUUUAAAUACGGGUAAAAAUUUGAGGCAAUAUCACUAGGCCUUUAGCUGUGACCUCUCCAACACAGAGAAGCACUAACUUAGAUCCUCAUUCUCUAUAUAUAUUUGUGUACUGUUUUCAAGCGUACUGAGAUUUAAAUGUGUUUUUAGCGUAGGUUGAAGGAAAACAAAUAUGUCUGAGAAAGAGCUUUUAGUCUGAUUGUUUCAUAUUUCCCAUGUAACUUUAAGUUAAGCUAAAGUUUUAGGGUAGCAGUUUUUUGUUGUUGUUGUUGAUAACUUUUUCAAGUGCUCACACUGUCUCAUUAUUUACAAAUCCCGAAAAGGGCUUACAUUCACAGGUGGCUGGUGCUGGUAUAAGUGAAUUCAUGUGUCUUUCUAGAUAGGUUUCAAUUGUCUGAGCCUGUGCUUACCUUUCAAGUUGGUAUGCUGGUUUCGUGGCAUAGUCCUUUACCUGUUGAACUCCUGUGAUUUCACAAGAUUCUCUGCUUACGUGAUAGCAAGAUCUCUAACUGGACUCAGUUUUAGAAUAAUGAGAACAUGACACUCAGUUUGCACUAACACGGGCCAUUUUGUUGCCCUACCUCCUUUCCCAUCUUCCCCCCCAUCCCCUCAUUAUCGGUACAGUGAAAGGUGACUUAUUUCUCUUCUGCACAGAGCCUAAUGUGAAGUUUUAUACCUGCUUUUACAAUUUUGUUUUCUAAAAACCUAAAACUCCUGCAGUGGUCUAAUUUAAUGGCUUUUAAGUUACAUAUGACCAUUAAAACCUCACUUUUUUUUUUGUUUUCUCAUUUUUGCACUUAGUAGUAAUGUAUAUUUUUACAUUGAAAACCUUGUUCUAGCUGAAGGUGAUUGAGAAGGAAAGGGUGAGUGAGUAGAACCAUAGCAUUGUAGGUACUAAAUCACUUUUCAUAUUGAGUGGAUGAAUUUCUAACAAUCAAUAAUAGUAAUAUAAAGGUAAUAGUACUAUAAAGGACAAACCAACUCAUUUGUAAUAAUCUAAGGUGGAUAUUUGGAUCAGUAACUUGUUUUUUACUAUGCCUAGAAUAAUUGAUAAAGGAUAUAGGGAUAGCCCAGAGUCUGUCCUCAAGUAGAACAUUUUGAUUCUCUUAAAGAAAACAAACUGGCAUGGUUUGUAUUAAAAACUUGCACAAAUUGUAAUGUGAUACUGUGAAACAAAUUUAAAACAUUGCCUCUUUGCAUCACAUACCUCGUUUUUCAGAAACUUUCCAAACUGCUUGUCCUUGACCUCUACAAGUAAGGAACGUUUUCUGAAGCAGAAUUUAAAGUGGACAGCAUUUAUAGAAUUAACAUUUUAAAAUCUAGUCUUAGGAAGUUGGAUAUGUGGUUUCUUAUUGGUCUUGAUAAUAUGUCUAUAAUCUCUUUAUAACCUUUGUCAACCACCUGUUUUUUUCUCUCUAGUUUUUCUUCUGUUUUUCUUUAUCUACAUGUUGUUGUGGGGCUUUUGCUGUGAGUGUUUUGAAGCAUCUUUCCAGUGUUGCAUUGCGGAGGGGAGGAGGAAACAAAACUAACUUUUGCAAGAGAUGUUCAUGUAAUUUAUUUUUGAAAGCUUUGUUGAAUAUCUAAGAUUUUCUGCCGCUUUUUGACAAUCUUCUGUAUUUAUUUAGAAAAAUGUGUUACUUGAAAACAUGACAUAGAACAGUGAGUUAACAAUUUACAUGAGCCGUGUGAUCUAUAGGAGUAUAAUAUACUGUGGCUAAUUCUUCAUCUGCACAACAGUUGAUCCUUUGCUAUAACCAUUUAUAUUGGGAGUGUGAUCUAAGUAUAGUGUGUCAAAGCCAACGUUUAGAAUUUGCUACGAGGGUAGAAUAUAUAUUGAAUUUUGUACGAAGAACUAUUUGUUUAAAUUAUAUAACUGGGAUAUUUUGCCACUUUUUAAAAUGAUUUCAGAAGAGAUCCUAGAGAGCUAAGAUUAGUAAUUUGUGUGGGUAUAUAUGUUUAGAUAUUUAAGGUACAUUUGCAUAGUAUGAUGAGAAUAUAAGUAAAAGGCACAAUGGGGACUACAGAAUUAAAAUAUAGGCUAACAUAUGCCAGUCCCACUUGAACUUUGUUUUUGCAUUUGAAGAAUGUAUUUAGCACUUUCCUAUAUAUUUUUUACACAUUGAAAACUGGACUUGGUAUAACUAUGUUAUAGGAAAGUAGAAACUGUAUUCUUUAUUUUCCACCCUCGUUUUCUGUUAUCCUACAAAGUUGAUGCUUAGGCAUCAGGCUGAUUUCACUGGUGCAUGAGGAGAAGUGGGUGUGCUGUGCAAGGAAUCAGAUUCCUUCCCUAUGUGAAGCAGUUUCAAAUGGCAUUCAAUGUUCAGUGCUCAGGUAUGGAGUAAGUACUGUAGUCCUUUGGGGGCAAAUGUGUAGAUAUUUUUAAACAUUUUGCCAUAAUUGCACAAUUUUUUGCAUUUUUACCUGAUGGCAUUGUUUCUUAUAAUAAAAUCUUUUCUCACUAAAAACUUCCACUGUUGUAACUUGACCUCUGACU